AUGGAUCCUCAGCUAGUCAUCUCUGGAGCGGACUCCUGGUCAGACACACCUGGAUAUGAGGUCCCAGAGCAGUACUUCACAUCGGAUAAUCUUUAUCUAUCUUUACAGGCUACAGCGGAACAGAUUCGACUAGCACAGAUGAUAUAUGAUAAAAGUGACAAAGACUUUGAAGAUAAAGUUAAACAGCUAAUGGAAGUGACUGGCAAGAAUCAGGAUGAAUGUAUAGUGGCACUACAUGAUUGUAAUGGAGACUUAACCAGAGCAAUAAAUAUCCUUUUAGAAGGAAAUUCAGACACAACAUCUUGGGAGACUGUAGGAAAAAAGAAGAGUCUUGGAAAGGAUGGAUCAGAAAAUAAAGAAAACAGAGAGAAACGAGGCAGUGACAGAGAAACAAGUAGAGGACGUGGGAGCUUCAGCCGUCGAGGACGUGGUGGUAGCCGUGGGCGAGAGUGUACUUGGAGAAACUCUAUGGAAGAGUGGAUUACUGAAGAUUGGAAUGAAGAUCUUUCUGAAACAAAGGUGUUUACAGCAUCUUCCACUCAGUCAGUGAACAGUCAUAUCACACCUGGGCAAAGUAUUGAUCUCGUAUCCCUACUUCAGAAGCCUAUUCCCAGCAGUCCAACUGUGGAAUCAAAUUCAUUUGAAACUCCCCAGCAGCAGAGCUUCACUCAGGCCUUGAUUUUCACAAAUUCACAGCAUAAUCCACAGAUGGCGACUGGAAUGGUUAACUCAUCGAGUAUGAGCCCCUAUUCCCCUCAGAGUCUGGAGUUGAAAUCGAGAGAGGAAACUGUGGACCCAACUCCAGUCUUGCAGGUACAUCUUGAGUCCUCAGUACUUUGUCCUGGGUUUGAAGACCUUGGAACUUCUAAACUAACCAACUCAUCUGGCUCACCAAUCUUGGACCAGUUUAAACCUUGUUUGGAGCAGCUUAAUGUGCAGACUAUUCAGCAGAACAGUUGCAGUUCAUCUUGGGAUAUCAAACCUCCUGCUACUCAGCCUCCUGUUCUUAGUCAAUUUGACUUUAAGUCCCAACCCGAGCCAUCCCCAGUUUUGAGCCAGUUGACACAACGACAGCAACAGGUUCAAACAUCCCCUGCCCCUCCUCCUGGACUUGAACCCUUCUGUCAAAUGAAACUGCGAUCCCAGUCACCAGCUGAGAGCAUAGAAACUGCUAGCAAGAUUCUGCAGCUGCCUAAUGUUUCUUCAGACAACCCAGCAUCUUGUGUUCAGCAGACGCAUCAAAAGCAGAUCAAACAACAGAAGCGAAGAAUACCUCAAGUGUCAAAAAGGUACUUAACCAGUGGUUUUCAAGUGGUGAUGGCAGCCUUUUUGGGGAGGUCCAUGUCUGUUUUAGUUAAUCUUUUGUUACAGAAUGGCUUUAGUGGGGUUAGGUCAUCAGAAACAGUAGAUGAAUUUGCUUUAGCUACAUCAGUGCCAUCUUCAAAGUCUGACUCGUCAUCUUUGCCAAGUGUGGGGGCAUUGUGUAAUAGUGUAUCCAGUACUACUACUACUGCUGCUGCUACUUCUGCCAUUGCUUGUACAUGCACUAGUACUACUACCAGUACUGCUGCUACAACUUGUCCUUCCCUUCUACCUUCAGUUUCCCAGAAUUCCAUUAAUUUGCCAAGCCUUACCCAGCCUAGUGAUUUGUCUAGCAGCUCAGUGUCACAACUAAACAGUUCAUUGCCGAAUCACCAAAACAGCAGCCUUUCUUCCUCAACAAUGGCUUCAAGCACUUCACAUCCUCACACUAAUGUCGAUAGUCCAUCUCUUCAAACCUCUGUGGCCUUCUCAACCAUGGCAACAUCAGCUACAAGUACUACCAAUACUGCUGUGAGCAUUGCUAAUAGUUUAAACACUACAAGUAGCUUGGGAAUGAAUGCUACCACUAUGUCUUUACCUUCUACUACAACACGGACAACACCUGUUGUUUCUUCAGGAAAAGCUCCCCCCAAUCUUCCUCAAGGAGUGCCACAGCUGCUACACAACCAGUAUAUUGUGGGGCCAGGAGGGAUUCUUUCAGCUUAUCCUAUUUAUGGGUAUGAUGAUCUGCAGAUGCUCCAGUCCAGGUUGCCAGUGGAUUACUAUGGAAUUACAUUUCCUGCUCCUGCUGCUGCACUUACGGGUAGAGAUGCAAGCCUUGCUAGUGGUCCAUAUUCUGGUGAUGUGACAAAGUUUGCCCGAGGAGAGACUGCUUCUCCAGCACCUACAACAACACUAGCUCAAGCUCAGCAGAGUCAGACACAAACGCAUCAUACUGCUCAGCAACCCUUUCUAAAUCCUGCUCUGCCAGCAACCUAUAGUUAUCCUGGUUUGCCAUAUUAUGCAGGGAUGCCUGGAGUGCCCAGUGCUUUUCAGUAUGGACCUACAGUGUUUAUGCCUCCAGCAGCUGCUAAGCAACAUGGAGUAAAUUUAAAUGCAUCAUCUGCUCCCUUUCAGCAAGCAAGUGGUUACAGUCAGCAUGGCUAUGGAACAGGGUUGUAUGUAAAUUGCUUUUACUCAACGGCAGGUUAUGAUGACUUAACCCAGGGAACAGGAGCUGGUGAUUACAGCAAAGCAGGCUACAGUGGAUCAUCUCAAACGCAGAACAAAGCUGCUGCUGCGGCGGCAGCUGCCGCUGCUGCCGUCGCUGCUGCUGGAGGACCUGGAAAAGGUAAUAGCAAACACACACGACACAGAAUUGGGUGA
Molecule: messenger RNA, 2688 nt
Organism: Protopterus annectens (West African lungfish)
Lineage: Eukaryota; Metazoa; Chordata; Ceratodontiformes; Protopteridae
Gene: UBAP2
Product: ubiquitin associated protein 2
Exons: 21
Coding region: 1-2688 (895 amino acids)
Cellular component (GO): nucleus; cytoplasm
Molecular function (GO): protein binding
Source: RefSeq, a predicted model, not a curated record